AUGGUGAGCGCUGUGCUGGACAACCAACCACCAAGGUCAGAGAUCCAGGGCCACAGCUGCAGGGGGACUGCUGAUAAAGCCAUGUCAGAGCCAGCAGACAGCAGCCUGUCCUCCAGGGCAUCGCCACUCUCCCAGCUUAGCGCUGUCACCCUAGAGGACCUGGGGCUCCUGGUGGAAAGCUUGACCAGCCUUGAGCCCUUGAGUCUGGAAGAGGUCUCAGAGAGGUAUGAGUCCAGCCACCUAGUGUCUACCACCUCUGUCCCAGAGCAGGACACUGCCAAGCGCUGGGAUCAGCUGGAGCAGUGGGUGGCCUCUCUGCAGGCUGAGAUGGCCCGCCUACAGGGACACGAAGAACGCUGUGAGCACACCAUGCUCAGCCUGCUGCGAGAGCUGGUCCGCCUGCGGGCCCAUGUACAGCUGCAGGGCUCGGAGCUGACACAGCUGCAGCGAGAGGUGCAACAGCAGGCAGCUCGGACCCCAGAGAAGGAGGCGCCAGAGUUCCUUGGCCCCCAGAAUCAGAACCAGAACCAGAUGCAAGCCCUGGACCAAAGGCUGGUGGAGGUCCGGGAAGCCUUGGCCCAGAUCAGGAGGAAGCAGACACUGCAAGACUCGGAGCGCAAGGGUGCCGAACAGGAGGCAGCCCUCAGGCUGGCCACGCUGACUGACUUGGUGAAGCAAGAAGAGCAGGGUCGAGAGGCAGCUUGCAGCACCCUGCAGAAGAGCCAGGAGGAUGCCAGCCAGAAAUUGGGCCAUGAGGUGGCCAGGAUGCAGGCCCAGGUGACCAAGCUCAGCGAGGAGAUGAGCCUCCGCUUCCUGAAGAGGGAGGCCAAGCUAUGCAGCUUCCUGCAGAAGAGCUUCCUUGCACUGGAGAAGAGGAUGAAGGCUGCAGAAAGCUCACGGCUGCGGCUGGAGUGCCGCCUGCGGGAGGAGCUGGAGGGCCACUGGGAAGCGCUGCAGGAACUGACAGAGGAGCGCCUGCGGUCUGUGUGUGGUCAGCGCCAGCAGGAGCAAGGCCACCUCCUGGCGCAGUGCCGCAGUCUGGACGCAGCUGUGGUUCAGCUGACCAAGUUUGUGCGGCAGAACCAGGCAUCACUGAAGCGCAUCCUGAUGACCGAGCAGAAGGCCCGGGAUGCCAAGGGGUGCUUGGAGGAGAGCCAGGCCGAGGAACUGGCCUCCCAGGUUCAGGAGAGCCUGGAGGCUGCGCAGCUGGCCAAUGACCUGGCCUGGCAGGAGACGCACAGGCAGCUGGCAGUGCUCCAAGAGAAGAGCCAGGGCCUAGAGGCAUCGGUAGCCCAGCUGGCUGGACAGCUGAAGGAUCUGAAUGACCAAUUCCUGACCCUGAGCUGGAGGCUGGACCUACAAGAGCAGAUGCUGGGCCUAAGGCUGUCUGAGGUGAGGAAUGAGUGGGAAGGUGCAGAGAGGAGGUCAGUCGAGGACCUGGCCAGGUGGCAAAAGGAGGUUGCUGCACAUCUGCGGGGGAUGUGGGAGAAGGUGGACAGCCUUCCCCGGCAGAUAGAAAGCAUCUCAGACAGGUGCAUUUUCCACAAGAGCGACUCAGACCUCAAGAUCUGUGCGGAAGGCAGGGCGCGAGAGUCUGAAGUCGGGGCUUUACGGCAGGAGCUGACUGCCCUGCUGUCAUCUGUGCAGCUGCUUAGGGAGGAAAGCCCCGGGCGGAAGAUUGCUGAGAUUCAGGGCCGACUGGCCACGUUUCAGAACCAAAUAAUAAAGUUGGAAAACAGCAUCCAGGCAAACAAGACCAUUCAGAACCUCAAGUUUAACACAGAAACCAAACUGCGCACACAGGAGAUGGCAGCCCUGAGGGAGAGCAUGGUGCACCUGUGGAGUGAGGAGGGUCCUUGGGCGCUGACACUGGGCAGCCGCAAGGUUCUCAUGUCCCUGGUGAGGCAGCGGUUCUUCGUCAAGGAUGUGGCCCCUGGCGAGGUGGUCCCCAUGAACUGCUGGGGCGUGUAUCAGGCCGUGAGGUGGCUGCAGUGGAAGGUGACCCUCCUGAGCCUGGUGGCUCAGCGGAGGCCAAGAGGCGUCCCAGGGAAGCCCCACAGCUGAGAGCCUGCGCAGAGCCUCACACUUUCGCCUCACACUUUCGCCCUGGCCCCAGAAAUAAAUAUGCCUUUAGGUUC
This is a messenger RNA of Otolemur garnettii (small-eared galago), 2138 nucleotides long. RefSeq names its product coiled-coil domain containing 154 (gene CCDC154). The coding region runs from base 1 to 2064 and encodes 687 amino acids. NCBI's taxonomy places the organism in Eukaryota, Metazoa, Chordata, Mammalia, Primates, Galagidae. The transcript has 18 exons. The record is from RefSeq and is a predicted model, not a curated record. Gene Ontology annotation, biological process: bone mineralization involved in bone maturation.